This is a messenger RNA of Heterostelium album PN500, 1056 nucleotides long. Its product is annotated as putative protein tyrosine kinase. Lineage: Eukaryota; Evosea; Eumycetozoa; Acytosteliales; Acytosteliaceae. The record is from RefSeq and is a predicted model, not a curated record. Bases 1 to 1056 code for a protein of 351 amino acids. Gene Ontology annotation, molecular function: protein kinase activity; ATP binding. The transcript is spliced from 3 exons. Gene Ontology annotation, biological process: protein phosphorylation.
AUGACAGGUAGACCAAUACCAGAUCAACUAGCUUUUGAAGAACCAACUAUGGUUCUAAAGAGACAAAAGAAAGAUACACCAUUUACACCGGCAACUCCAUUGACACCUCCAGCAACACCACCGGCAACACCACCAACAUCUAAUCCAUUCGAGGAAGCAGUUAUCAUUGCAACACCAUCGACGCCUUUGGUUUGCCCUAAAGCGCCCUCGAAAACACCACUUAGAUCACCGGCUCGUACACAAUACACGGACAUGAGCUCAAAGCCAUUGGUGACAAAGAUAUCAAUCAACGAGAAAGCAAUCAAUAGCAGUGGAGGUGGCGGUAUCGAUCCUAAUUUUCAUGGUGUACAUUUUCUUACACAACGUAAACGUGCCAAAUCAUCGAGUACACAUUUCCAAUACUUGGUGAAACUGGGUGAAGGUUGUUUUGGUGAGGUUUGGAAAGCAAAGAGCUUUCUGGACGAUCAUCUCUAUGCAAUGGAGCUUUGCGAGAAAGGCAGUCUAAAAGAUAAGCUAAAUCAGACAGACGGUGCCAUCGAUGAGACUCUGCUUUGGAAUUAUAUUGCAGAUAUAUCGCGUGGUCUCGAACAUGUUCACUCAAAUGGAAUCAUACAUCUCGAUAUUAAGCCAGAGAAUCUCUUGUUUUCAAAUGAAGGAUCACUCAAGAUCUGUGACUUUGGUGUCAGUGUGACCAAUGGAGAUACAGAGGGCGAUCAAAUUUAUAUGGCACCGGAGCUACUCGAUGAGAAUUACACACAGUCUGCAGAUAUUUUUAGUUUUGGUAUUACAAUUUAUGAAUGUAUAACAGGUUAUCAACUACCGUCACAAGGCCAAUGGUGGAGAAACCUAAGAGAAGGGAAUAUUCCGUUCCCACAAAACAUUAGCAUUUCCAAUGACCUGAAAGAUUUAAUUUCAUCAAUGAUGAGCUCAGAUCCACUAAAAAGAAUCAACAUCCUUGGUAUUUUGAAUUUGCCCAAAGUUAAGGAAAUUUUGGAGAUUAAAAAGAAAUCGGAACAACCAAACCCAAGAUUAAGAUUACAAAGAAAGUUAUUUUAA